AUGUUUUUGUCUCAUGUUCUGGAAGUAGUGUAUAAUGAUGUUGGAAAUGGUUAUGUAACAAUUGAAGAACCAAUUGUCCCUGAUACCUGGCUUCCAGUCCCAGUACUUCAAAAUGAUCCAGCUCUUUGGCCCAAAAAUUUGUCAUCUGAACUUAUUCAUCAUUUUUCAUUACAAGUUCCAUGUCAACCAUUGCCAUCUGAAUUGAAAGAUAAUACUUUUCCUAGCUCUACUAUAAAUUCAAAAGGACAUGUCAGAUCGUUUCAUGAAUCUUAUUAUUAUAAAAAACUUGCUGAUGGGAAAUUUGUUAAUCGAACUUGGAUAUCAUAUUCAAUAUCACUGGAUAGAUAUUAUUGCUAUACUUGUAAACUUUUUGGUUUACCAAGAGCAAAACAAAAUUUUUUAGCAAUAAAUGGGUCUAAUGACUAUAAAAAUAUUAGUAGAAAUAUAACACAGCACGAAGUGUCACCAGAUCACAUACAAAAAUCUAAAAACCGACAAGUUGCUGAAAACCGUGAAAUUUUAAAAUCAGUUAUAGAAGCUCUGCUUUUUACGGCAAGACAAAAAAUUGCUCUUAGAGGUCAUAAUGAAAAGAUUGAUUCAACUAAUCGAGGUAAUUUUUUAGAGUUGAUCAAGUUAUUGUCGAAAUACCAUGCACCUCUUAAAUCACAUUUGGAUCAGAUUAGUUCAAAAGGAGCUCAUAAUCGUGUAACUUUUUUAUCUAACAUUUCUCAAAAUGUGUUGUUAAAUAUAAUGUCUGAUAUGGUUCGUUCAAAGAUAUUACAAGAUGUAAAAAUAUCUGGACAAUUCUCUAUUAUAAUAGACACUACAACUGACAUUUCAAAUGUAGAACAGUAUACAUUUAUAAUUAGAUUUGUUGACAAGCAAGGUAAAGUGCAAGAAAGACUUAUAGCUUUAGCUGCUGCGCCUGAUGCAACCGGAUUAGGUAUGUUUAAUGUAUUUUGCAAUAUAACAGAUAAAUACCAAAUAAACUGGAAAAAAGAGCUUAUAGGUCAGGCAUACGAUGGAGCUAACUCCAUGCAAGAUCAAUAUUCAGGAUUAAGAACAAGGAUUCAAAAUGAAAACCCCCGAGCUCUCUAUAUUUGGUGUUCGGCUCAUUUAUUGAAUUUGGUCGUGGUAGACACUUGUGACUGUUGUACUGAUACCAAAUUAUUUUUUGGUGAAAUAGCAAAUAUAGUAGAAUUCUUACGUGCAAAAAAGCGUACUGCUGUAUUUUUAAAAUAUCAAGAACUAAAAUAUCCUAAUCGACGAAAACGUCGCCUUAAAAGAUUUUCAAACACACGAUGGACUUCUCAUGAUAGAGUUUUAUUAGUGAUCUAUGAAAAGUUUAAUGCUUUAGUAGCUUCACUAGAUGAAAUUUCUUCUGGGAAAGAUUUUGACAGGGAUUCAAUUAUAACUACAGAAGUGUCAAACUAUUUACAAUCUAUAUCGAUUGAUUUUAUUGCUGCAUUAAAGCUAGUUGAUGUAGCAAAACACCGUCUUCAAGAAAUGAGAUCUGAAAUAGGUUGUACAAAUGUUAUUAAUGAUGCAAAGAAAUUUGCUAUUGAAUAG
Molecule: messenger RNA, 1569 nt
Organism: Aphis gossypii (cotton aphid)
Lineage: Eukaryota; Metazoa; Arthropoda; Insecta; Hemiptera; Aphididae
Product: zinc finger MYM-type protein 1-like
Exons: 6
Coding region: 1-1569 (522 amino acids)
Source: RefSeq, a predicted model, not a curated record